AUGGAACUGAGAAAUAGGAAAAUUUCACCUGAAAUUGAACCUAAUAAACGUAAAUAUUCGUGUUUUCAAAACUUUGGGAAUUACUGUAGAGAAUACUGCAGGGAGGGAACUUUGCAUGGAGUUAAAUAUUUAGGUGAAAAAAGAACGUUUAUUGAGAAGUUAUGGUGGGCCAUAAGCAUGGCGGUUGCCCUAUACCUCUGCGUAACGCUGAUCCUAAAAACGUACGAAAAAUGGGAAAGAUCGCCGGUUAUCGUAACAUUUGCCACAAAGGAGACACCGAAUUUGAUGAUCCCCUUCCCAUCUGUUACGAUUUGUCCGGAUACAAAGUCCCUUCCGGGAAAGUACAAUUACACGAAGUAUUAUAGAAUGUUGAGGGAAAAUAAAACUUUAGAGCCAGACAUGGAGAAAAAAUUUGGAUACCUAUCGUUGUUAUGUGACCGCAAGAAUGAAAUCAACUAUGCCGAUUUGAAAGAUCAAUUAGCUGGAAACCAGUUGUUUGACUUUAUAGAUGAGGUAUCCCCGAAAUUUUCCGACAUGAUAUCCGAGUGCAAGUUCAUGGGUGUCGAAGAAAACUGUACAGAAUUAUUCUUUCCAAUAAUUACGGACGAAGGUCUAUGCUAUACCUUUAAUUUACUAGACAGGUCACAACUAUUAAGAGAUGACGUUGUAAUAUAUAAAGAUUACCACAAAGCACCACGGCUAUCGAAUUGGACAAUACAGUAUGGAUAUGGAGAAAAUGAUUCCUUGAUAACAUAUCCGAGAAGGGCGCUCUUUUCAGGAGCCAUAUUUGCCUUAGAAGCCAAAUUGAAAAUAUACGAGCAAGAUUUGGAUUUUGCAUGUGGGUCAUCGGUUCAGGGAUAUAAGGUGCAACUAUCACAUCCUGCAAGGAUGCCAAGGCCGAAACAGCAGCACUUCAGGAUACCCCUGAACCACGUAUUCCUCUCAGCUGUGACACCGGAUAUGACCACUACUGCGGACGCUAUAAAAAGCUACAGUCCUCUGAAGAGGAACUGCUACUUUCCUAACGAAAAAUCUUUGAAGUACUUUAAAGUGUACUCUCAACAAAGCUGUCAAAUUGAGUGUAAAACUAAUUACACCCUGAAUGAAUGUGGAUGUGUAAAUUUUUACAUGCCUAGAAACAAUGAGACGAAGUUUUGUACAGGCAGUAAAAUCGCAUGUAUUUACGAUGCUGAAAAGGCACUGCUCUUCUCAUGGAUGGCUAAGAAACUGGAAGCGAUACACGAAGGCAAGGUCGCCCAAGAUAUGUGUGACUGUCCACCAGUUUGCACGUCAAUGUACUAUAACGUGGAAAACUCACAAACUACCUGGGAUUGGAAGAGGCAUUAUGAUCCUGAAAAUGGAACGAAACACAUGUCGCACUUCCAAGUAUUUUUCAAGAGUAGUCAAUUUAUAACUAUGGAAAGGAACGAACUUUUCGGCAUCACCGACUUCUUGGCAAACUUUGGAGGCUUGCUUGGACUCUUCAUUGGAUUUUCCAUGCUAUCUCUAAUAGAAAUAAUUUACUACUUAACACUGCGAAUAAUUUGUAAUAUCAAACUCUUCGGAAUUAAUAAUUGGUCAGGACGAAAAGAAUAAAAUUACUCUUCAUGUUUGUCUUAAACAUUUGAGCGGGUUUUGCAUGAACUUGCAAAUGUCCGUAACUAUUUGGCGGCUUUUCAGGAACCGAGAGUUGAACCGUCGGACAACAUGACAAAGCGAAUUGAUGCAUUUUUAUUAAUAUAAACCUUUAGAUUUAUAAUAUACCGGAUGUUUCUAAGUAAUAUUAAAGCAACUCAUUUGAGUACAUGGCACUGAAAUUAUUUUUUUUUCAGCCUUUUACGAUGUAUUUCAUAAAAUGAUUCAUUGUUUUUUCAAUUUUUUUAAUGUAAGUGCUUCGUAAGAAGACAUGUCCUAGCAACAAUCUCAAUGUGUCACAGAGCCGUAGCUGUAGGAACUAGCGCCUGCGUUAUUGAUAUAAUUCAUAUAAUCAUAUGCACAUUUCUAUUUUCGGCUUUAUUUCAGGGCUAUUAUUUAGGUAUACGUUGUGUUUCACUUUUCAUAUCACUCUUAUCUGAAAUUAUAUUUGCAAAGCGCUUAAUGUCAUAUAACUAAAUUUGAUUUUAGUCAUAGUUUUAGUAAUUGUUAAAUCAAAAUUAUUAGAGAUAGUUAUACUUUUUCUUUCACAUUUUAUUUUCGUAUGAAUCUUUGAACAAAUUUAGUCGACAAGAAUUUAGUGUAGAUAUCCCUAAAAUUUGGAAAGUAACUAAAAUGCUUGCCAAACUUUAAGCCCAGAUUCUUUAUAGCAAAUUAAUAAAAAAGUUUCUGCACUUAAACAUGUGUUCGGAAACACUAUGUAUCAUCAUUUUUUUUUAAAAUAACUUGCUGCCAUAACAUUUUAAGCAAUAACUACCUACACAUGGCAUAGCGACAUGAGACAAGAAAAUUUUUUUAAAGUCUUAGUACUUUAUCACUACAGUGGAAAUUACCAAGUCCACCUCCUAAACUAAAGAAAUGUGACACGUUCAUACACUUGUGGACAAUCAGAAACUAUAGGUAUUCUGUCCUCAAAAUGAAACAUUUCUAGAUGUGUGUUUAAAAGACUGUUUUCAUUAAUUUGUUACAUAAACUCCACAAAUAAAGUUUAGCAAAGCAUUUUAGUUACUUCCUCCUUGUAUAAAUUUCAAAAUUAUACAGACUUAGGAUGAGACCUAUAUAUUCAGAUCUUUAGAAACUGAAUCAGCCAUAGAAACUGCACGUUCACCCUCCAACAUUUUCUUAAAUUGCAGUAAGUUUCCGUGGGCACAGACGAGUCUACACAUCAUAUUUGUGGGGCCUGUUGCAUAUUUUGAGUAUUCAAACAUUCAGUCAACUCUUGCAAUCGUUCAGAUAAAAUUCUACAAUCGGCAAAUUCAAACUACAACAGUCACAUGCAGAAAAUUGAGUGAUACGAUUUUUUCAAUAGACCAUGAACAUAAAUUGCUAACACACAGACACUGCAUAAAGUAAGAUCUAUUCGCCCCAUACACGGACAUAUGUGUACGAAGAAAAAAUCACUCCUGUAGCCCUGCAGUACUAAAUAAAUACCAGAAGCCCCCAACUGAUUAAGGCUCCAGAAUCUGUGAGAACUUUACAAUUAGAGGGCUUCUUUUGGAUGCAGCACUGAAAAGGAGUCUAUCUGGAGUUAGUAUGAAAUCUCUGAAUAUAGUUGUAAAUGGAUCAAGAAAAUCGACUCGGUUAUAAAACUAUACCUUAGAGGCUUUUUUAUUCGUUUUAUUUUAUCUUCGAACCAUGAUUAUUUUUUUCCUUCAUUUUAUAUUUUAGGUUCUUUUUAACAUCAGGUAGUAAUUACUGGAAAAUAAGUUUUUUAAGAUUUUAAAGAUGGCUUUUGGCAAUUUAAAAACAGGAGAACGAUGGGGCAGAUUCGGUUUUGGCAGUCCAAGUACGUUGGUACAUGGGUCCCAUCUGUGGAACCUACCACUGUUUGUGUGCAUGUAUUAUUUUUUUAGAUAUUUGUAAUGAAAUAAUUAACUGUGUUUGAAAACAUUAUUUCUUUAGACGUUACUUCAUGCAGUUAAUAUAAUUUUUAAUAUAAUUAAGAUUCAUAUGUAUAAGAAUAAACUCUUUAUUAUUGUAAUUAGGUAUAUCUUAUAAAAUGUCGUU
This is a messenger RNA of Anoplophora glabripennis (Asian longhorned beetle), 3660 nucleotides long. Its product is annotated as pickpocket protein 28-like. NCBI's taxonomy places the organism in Eukaryota, Metazoa, Arthropoda, Insecta, Coleoptera, Cerambycidae. Gene Ontology annotation, cellular component: membrane. Gene Ontology annotation, biological process: sodium ion transmembrane transport. The transcript is spliced from 9 exons. The coding region runs from base 1 to 1596 and encodes 531 amino acids. The record is from RefSeq and is a predicted model, not a curated record. Gene Ontology annotation, molecular function: ligand-gated sodium channel activity.